AUGAUAUGAAAUAAAGAAGGGUGUUUGUUUCUUAGAAAGUAUAAUUAAAUACGAUUUCUAUUUUAACUUGGAGUUACAAAUGAAGCUUGAAGCAACGAUGGAGAAGAAUGUUCCUCAUAGACGAGAAGUUUUAUUUAUUUUUACCCUAUGUCAACAAAUCCUUACUUCCAGUUCAGUGGACACAAAGGGUUUGUACUUGGACCAAUCCCUGAAAACAUGGACACAAGCUUCCAAAGAUUGUCUCUUGGUAACACCCAACACCACUUUAUCUCUCGGUGUACCACUCAGAGAUAUUCCUAUUCUCCAACGACCGACCUGCAAAACAACGACAAGGAGGCCCCAUCAUGGGGAUCAUCUAUGGAUAGGGGCCAUUGGGACAUUCACACCAUGGUUUGAAUUGCUUGGUUGCUUUUUGUAUGAAAAAUUUGAAAACAACCCGAAUAUUUUUGAUUCUACAUCAAUUCUGGAUCCUGUCACAGAAUGUUAUCGAAUCUGUCGAAAUUACGACAAUAUUGGUAUAAACAACGAUACCUGCAUAUGUGCACAGAAUGUGACAUAUGGAAAGAUAUCCAGGAGCUGCAAAUUCAGCACCUCAGUAUCCUUCAAAAAUGAUAUCAUUGGAACCAAUGAGAAUAUUAAUAACUAUCUUCAUCAAGGAUUCGCUAUGUAUAGAAAAAUAAACAUCACAAAAAUAGAUGACACAUCUGGAGAGUGUCUGAUCAUGACAAACAAAGGGAAUAAAACAUUUCCUUGUAACUCACAAGAUAUUCUAAAUCGCACAUGGACAGAGAGUUUUAUCUCAAUAGCAAAUCUCAAUGAAAAUAAAACUCUCGAUCUUCCAAACUGGUUACCUUAUUUACGCCGAUUAGUUAUCAAAUCGAAUAAUGGAACAGAAAUGAGAGCUCUAACUCCAGAUAAUGCUCAGCAAGAUGGGACUGUGUGUAUCAGCGUCAAGGAUCAAAAUGGAGUUUAUGAACUUGUACCCAUGCGCUGUAACGAAAAGUAUUUCUCCAUCUGUCAAAGUGAAAUCACAAAGAUGCUUACAGGUUCAACUGUUCCAGUGAUAAUAGGCAGUGUCGUCGGAAUUGUUUGUAUCCUUAUCAUUGCCAUUGUCAUCAUAAUCAAAAAAAGGAACCAAAGCAAAAGAAAUUUCUCGUCCUCCACCUCAACAGAGAAUGUCCAUUACACUGACAUAACAUUAGAGUCAGGCAAGCAGCUAAUGGUGAAAGGUACUUCUUUUGCUUCGACCAAUAAUCCAAACUACGAUACUAUCUCAUCAGAUAACGGAAUAAAGACAACUAAAGAGUCUAAGGAGUAUGGACAUCUGCUGCACAUUGGUCAGACUGACUUGUAUAAUCACACUUGGGAUAAACCAAUCACAGAACAGCUUACAGAUCAUGUGUAUAACACUGCCUCGUCCGGAAAUGACAUAAGUUUGUAUGAUCAUACUGUAACUAAGUGGACAAACUUUGACAAAUAA
This is a messenger RNA of Saccostrea echinata, 1480 nucleotides long. RefSeq lists its product as uncharacterized. NCBI's taxonomy places the organism in Eukaryota, Metazoa, Mollusca, Bivalvia, Ostreida, Ostreidae. The transcript is spliced from 9 exons. The record is from RefSeq and is a predicted model, not a curated record. Bases 80 to 1480 code for a protein of 466 amino acids.